Austrofundulus limnaeus is the source of this 3772-nucleotide messenger RNA. RefSeq names its product MINDY lysine 48 deubiquitinase 2 (gene mindy2). Gene Ontology annotation, cellular component: cytosol; cell periphery. The record is from RefSeq and is a predicted model, not a curated record. Gene Ontology annotation, biological process: protein K48-linked deubiquitination. Gene Ontology annotation, molecular function: cysteine-type carboxypeptidase activity; cysteine-type deubiquitinase activity; K48-linked deubiquitinase activity. NCBI's taxonomy places the organism in Eukaryota, Metazoa, Chordata, Actinopteri, Cyprinodontiformes, Rivulidae. Bases 97 to 2055 code for a protein of 652 amino acids. The transcript has 9 exons.
CUCUGAUGACGUCACUCGCAGAGUUGUCAUGGCGUCUUUGAGACCGAAGCUACUGCUGCAAUUUAGCUAAAAUCUGUCGACAGCGUUUGUAUCGAGAUGGAUAAAAAUGCAAACCUGCAUCGGGACCCUGACGGGACUUCGUUGUGUGCCACGAUUGCGGACAAAAUGGGCGACGUUCCCGACGUAGGUGGAGUGAAAGGAAGUGCGGACAAAUUCAAGAAUAGUGAGGCUCCUCUCUGUACUUUGGGUGAUAGCAGCGCCACUGAUGUUAGUUCUCAAAGCUCUGGUGAUGUUCUUCACAAUGCUGGAAAGUCCGACGCGCCGGAGCUUAUCGAAGCCCCCUCCGUUGURCAGGAGGAAGACAAAGGGGACUUGGUUACAAGCCAGCCGUGGUCCGGGUCUGGGAGUCAGAUUAGUAACGGGAUGGGGCUUGAGUCGGUGCUGUCAGCAGGAGACAGCCAGGGUGGUGCCUCAAAGUUAGUAAACAACAAAACCGACGACCUUUCCUCACCUCCCGCCACAGAGAGCACAGAUGCACCGCCCGAGGAGGGACCAGCUCGCGAACAAAACGAAGCGACGAAACUUGCCAAACCGACUCACCUGCUGUGUGCGGACGGUGGAGCCGAAACAGACGUUAAACCGGGGUCGUCCGGCAAGCACACCUUAUCGGAGGGACYGCCGAGCGGGAGUGACCCGGAUCCCAGCCUCGGCGGUGAGUCCCGGAGCAUUGAUUCCUUGGAGUCCUUCUCCAACCUGAACUCGUGUCCCAGCUCUGAGGGGCUGGAGGACCGGGGACUGGCUUUGGCCUUGCAGAACGAGUACAGCUCCGAUGGGACAAAGACUUCGUGCGCCAAGGACCGGGCCGCCGGCCAGUCCAUCUACCACAUCAAAUGGAUCAAAUGGAGGGAGGAGAACACGCCGAUCAUCACCCAGAACGAGAAUGGGCCCUGUCCCUUACUGGCAAUCAUGAAUGUCCUUCUGCUUGCAUGGAAGGUUAAGAUGCCACCUAUGAUGGAAAUUAUAACAGCUGAGCAGCUGAUGGAGUAUCUUGGUGACUACAUUUUGGAAACCAAACCUAAAGAGAUCUCAGAGGCUCAGCGGUUAAACUAUGAGCAGAACAUGAGUGAUGCCAUGGCAGUGCUGCACAAGCUGCAGACGGGUCUGGAUGUAAACGUGAAGUUCACAGGGGUGCGGGUCUUUGAGUACACCCCAGAAUGCAUUGUGUUUGAUCUGCUUGACAUCCCUCUUUACCACGGCUGGCUUGUUGACCCCCAGAUGCAUGACAUUGUCAAGGCAGUGGGCAACUGCAGCUACAACCAGCUGGUAGAGAAGAUAAUAUCCUGCAAACAGUCAGACAACAGCGAGCUGGCAGGCGAAGGCAUCGUGGCGGAGCAGUUUCUAAACAGCACAGCCACUCAGCUGACAUACCAUGGCUUGUGUGAGCUCACGUCCACCGUGCAGGAAGGAGAACUCUGUGUGUUUUUCAGGAACAAUCACUUCAGCACCAUGAUCAAAUACAAGGGCCAGCUGUACCUUCUGGUUACAGACCAGGGUUUCYUGACGGAGGAGAAGGUCGUCUGGGAGAGUCUGCACAACGUCGACGGAGACGGAAACUUCUGUGAUUCGGAGUUCCGGUUGCGACCUCCUUCUGAUCCAGAGACUGUGUACUGUGGCCAGCAGGAUCAGAUAGACCAGGACUAUCUGAUGGCGCUGUCGCUGCAGCAGGAGCAGCAAAACCAGGAUCUGCAGUGGGAGCAACUCCCCGAAGGCAUCAGUGACCUGGAGCUGGCCAAGAAGCUUCAAGAGGAGGAGGACCGACGAGCUUCUCAGUACUACCAGGAGCAAGAGCAGGAGCAGGCAGCAGCUGCUGCAGCGGCACAGGCACAGGAUGCUGUGGAAGGAGGUGAGGCGGACAGAGGAGCAGCAGGAGCAGCAGCGGGUGCUGGGACUGCAGCAGCAGCUGGAGCCACCCCAAGCCCAGGGAAACAGCCGUCAGGUGGGGAGCGUAAAGCCAAGAAAGAAGCAAAAGAAAAAGACAAGUGUGUUAUUUUGUAACACACGGCGUGCCAGUGUGAGUGUGCGUGUUUUGUGCUUAUCUGUGUAAACGGAGACCGUAUUUGUUACUGCGUGGACUGAACACACGACGUGCAGCUCCUGCUCGACAACAAACAAGGGAAGGGGUAUCGGCUGUUCCCAAACCACUGGUGCCUGCUAUCCUCUACCCUCAGUGGAACCUGAACACCACAGGAAGGGACACUACAACAUAAACUACCACCCCUGAUCUUUUCAUAGAGUCAGCCAAACUUUGUUACAGUAGCUCACUGCACUGUAUUUGUGACGUGGGGUGAGGUUUAAUUGGUGCGGCAUAUUUUAUACAAAACAACUAAAGACACGUCAGUGUCUCACCUUGUUCAUUUCCAUUUCAUUUGUCACUAAAGCAGCUUAUAAGCUUUUUUGUACGCAUCAAUAUUUACAAAACCUCCACUUUUUAAUCAGCCGUUGAUGCCAAAAUUCACAGUUUAUUUAUGUUACAGUUAAACAGGUAGCUUUUGGGAUUUUUUUUUUGUUUUCUUUCGUUUUUGUAAGCUGUAAAGGGAUUUUGUUUUCUCACCUGUUAGAAUACAGUGUUAGCACCACUUGUGUCCCUUUUGAAACACUAUUUCCUAAGGGUUAAAAAUGCCAGAUAGCUGCCAGACACUGAAGCUGUGUUGCAACAGUAAUCACAGCUCACCCUGUUCAGAUAUGCCUUACCAGAGUACGGCGUUGUUGUAAUUUGGUCUGUUUGAAUGUGCGCGUGGUCUUGAGUUUUGUUUAGACUGGAUUUAAGUGUACCGURCACAAGAUGCUACAUGAUAUGAUGGUGUGCAUUGUACCGAACGUUAUAUCUGUAAGUUUCAGUUUAAAAAUAGCCAAUUUUUUUAUGAUGAAUUAGUURAGCUGCAAGUUUUGACCUUUUUUUUGUUAUAAUAUACAAAAACAYUUUUUUUUCUCGCUAUAUGUUGCAGAAUAGAUUUGUGCCCACAGAGUUCAGAGUGAGUUAAUAAGCCCUUUUCCCUUUUGCAGUUUCUUUGUCCCCAUCUACAGGACAAGAGCGGCGCAGAAUAAUGUGAUUUUAGAGCAGGCAGUGAUUUAUGCCAUCACCAUAAAGAUGCAAAAAAGGAAUACAUUUUUUUUAAAAGUAGGGUUCCACAAACUUUUAUAGCCAACGCCAAAGUUUGCUGCAGGUGUUCCUUUAGUUUGUUACCUCAGUGCUGUUUCUUUAUAUCCACAUAUUAAUAAGAAAAUCAGUUUUUGUCAUGUACACAUAGUGAAACCCCAAUUCUGAAAAAGAUCGGACGUUUUGUAAAAUGUAAACAAAAAAAGGCAAUGUUUUUGCACAACAGAUAUUAGAACGUAUUAAGCAUAUCAGAUACUUAAACUAAGAAAUUGUGCAAGUUUUUGGGGAAAAAAAUAAGAUAUUUUUGGAAUUCAUUACCCAAAAAUGUUGUGACAGGGUCACGUUGACCCCUAUGAAACAUCGCCCAGUCUGCAAAUGUUUAGGAAUGAGCGGGAACCAGUUGUUGGAGAAUUUGAAAGAUAAUGUUCCAUUCUUGUCUGAUGUAGGAGUCUAGCUGUUAAGCAGUCCUGGGUCUCCUUUGGUUCACAUGUUUUUUAUGGACAAGAGAUCUGGACUGCWGGCAGACCAGUUCAGAACCUGGACUCUUCUACUACAAAUGCUGUUAUGGAUGCAGUAUGUUGUUUAGCUUUUUCUUGCUGAAUUAAGCAAGAUAUU